This is a messenger RNA of Lactuca sativa (garden lettuce), 1590 nucleotides long. RefSeq lists its product as uncharacterized. Gene Ontology annotation, molecular function: zinc ion binding; nucleic acid binding. NCBI's taxonomy places the organism in Eukaryota, Viridiplantae, Streptophyta, Magnoliopsida, Asterales, Asteraceae. The record is from RefSeq and is a predicted model, not a curated record.
AUGAGUAAAGAAAAGACUUUUCAGAUCAAAUCUCUAGAGAGUGAACAUAAUUGUUGUAGGGUGUUUAAGUUUGGGUCAAUAGUAACUUACAGAUGGAUAGGGAAACAUUUUAUGAGUCAAAUUAUAGAGAUCCCAAAAAUAAGUGCAAAGAAGAUGAAAGCUAAAGUGUCAACGACAUUCAACAUAAAUGUGAGUGUGGGGCAAUGUAUAAAUGCAAAGAAAUUUGCAUUACAAGAGAUUGAGGGAAGUCUAAUUGAACAUUAUGGGAGAUUGUGGUCAUAUGGUGAGGAAAUUAUCAGGUCAAAUCUUGGGUCUACUAUGAGGUUGGAUGUAGACAUCAUGCCAGAUUCCAUAACUUUGUUUUCCAAGUUCUAUGUGUGUUUCAAAGUUGUAAGGGAUGGUUGGUUAGAAGGGUGCAGGCCUGUAAUUAGGCUUGAUGGUUGCUUUUUAAAGGGUAUAGUUAUAGGAGAAGUUCUUUCGGCUGGUGGGAGAGAUGUAAACAACCACAUCUACCCUAUAACAUGGGCUGUGGUAUGUGUUGAGAAUAAAGAAACAUGGAAGUGGUUCAUAGAUUUGCGUAUGGAUGACAUUAAUGGUGGUCUUGGUGCAGACAUUACCCUUCUUUCUGAUGGACACAAGGUUAGGUUAUUACAAGUAGUUAAGGAAAGAUGUCCAGAAGCUGAACAAAGAAUGUGCGCCAGACACAUUGUGGCCAAUUUUAGUAAAAGGUUUACUGGUCAAGAAUACAUGAAGUUAUUUUGGAGGGCUGUAAGGGCUAGUACUGUGGAGAAGUUCAGAGGUGUAAUGGAGAAGAUCAAAUCUAUUGAUACUUAUGCUUAUGAUUACCUUAUAGACAGAGAUCCUGCUACUUGGUCUAAGGCUUUCUUUCAAGAAGGAAGAGAUUGUGAUGCAGUGGAGAAUGGGGUCAGUGAGAGUUUCAAUUAUGCUAUUAGACAUGCUAGAAGGAUACCUAUAAUCACUAUGCUGGAGGAGAUUAGGUUAUUUGUGAUGGAAAGGAUAUACACUAAAAGAGUUGAAGGAAUGGAAUGGGAUUUGGAUAUAUGUCCAAAAAUUAGGAAGCGUAUAGAAGAGUUGAAGGUUAAACAGAGAUUGUGGGCAGUUACUCCUUGUGGUUAUCAAAAGUAUGAGGUUAGAUUUAAUGAUGUUGCAUAUGGAGUGGAUCUAAUUGCAAAGAAGUGUUUAUGUAGAAUAUGGCAAAUUACGGGGAUACCAUGCUUACAUGGAGUGGCAACAAUCUCUUACCUAAAUCAUGAUGUAGAGAUAUAUGUGUCCCAAUUAUACACUAGUAAGGCUUACCUAAAAUGCUACAAAUAUAGCAUUAAUCCUCUCAGUAGUAGUGAUAUGUGGCCAGAUGUUCCAUACCACAAGCCUUUGCCUCCCAAAAGAAGAAGAUUACCUGGUAGGCCAUCAAUGAAAAUGAAGAGGGAUGCAAUUGAAAGAGAGCUGAAUGGAGCAAGUAGACAAACUGUCACAAGAAGGGGAAGCCUAAUAAGGUGUGGUAUUUGUAAGGAACCAGGUCACAACAAGAAAAAGUGUCCAUCUAACCAACAAAGAAAUACAUCAGGUUAA